CCUGAUACCUAAAUCUCUCAUUUAGAGAAGUGAUUUCGGAUAGUGAGGUUGGGGUCUUAGAUCUUGCGACAACAUGGGUGUUACCGUCGAUAAAGCGAAAAUUGGAGUAACACUUCUUGGUUUGAUGGGAGUUGUGCUUCUUGUUAUUGGAGUAGUUGCAUUAUCCGUCCUGCCAUCUAUUUUUAAAUCAAAGCUUGCAGAGAAUUUAGCCUUGGAAGAAGGAAAAGAAACCUAUGAAAAGUGGAAGAAAACUCCAAUUCCUGUAACAUUCAAAGUAUUUAUUUUUAAUAUUACAAAUGUUGUGGAGGUAACAAACCAUGGUGCGAAACCCUAUGUUGAAGAAAUUGGACCCUAUGUUUUCAAGCAACUAAGAAGCAAAGAUGUUUUAUCUUGGAAUCCAGAUGACAUGACAGUGACGUAUAACGAUUUGAAACAGUACCACUUUGUUCCUGAAUUAUCGGCAAAUAUGUCGAAUAAGAUAUACAGUCUCAAUUUGCCGCUGCAGGGUAUUGUCAUGUUUGCCAAGAAAAUGGCAUACUUUGCCCGCACUUUCUUGUACCCAGCUUUAGAGAACUUAUUAAACACAUACAACGAAGAGCUUUUUGUACAUAGAACUGCGAGGGAACUUCUCUUUGACGGAUACAAAGUAAAUCUCCUUGAAGAUCUGAUGGAACUGGCAAAGCCAUUUACUGAUGUGCCCGAAAUAUUACCCAACAACACUUUUGGUUUUCUCUAUGGAAAAAACAACUCUGGCGAUGGAGUAUUCACAGUUUACACUGGAGUUGACGACAUUGCCAAGUACUCUCAAAUCGUUCAGUGGAACAAUAUGUCGAAAAUUCCUUUCUGGAAAGACCAUUACUGUAACAUGAUGAAUGGAACUGAUGGUUCGCAGUUUCCCCCACCAGUGACGAAAAAUGAUGUCUUAUACGUAUACACACCAGAACUUUGCCGCUCCGUAUUCUUAGAAUUUGACAAAGAGGUCUUAGUUCAAGGAAUUCCAGCUUUGAGGUUUGUGACACCAGAACGAUUAUUUGCUAGUCCAAAGGAAAACCCAGAUAAUAUGUGCUAUUGUACUGAAGAACAAUACUGUGAGUUAAGUGGCAUAUUAGAUGUUUCGCCCUGCAGAAAAGGUUUGAAACUAGCUGUGACUGGACCUCAUUUCUACCAAGGUCAUCCAUAUGUUGUUGAACGAAUCGACGGACUGUCCCCGAAUCGAGAAGCUCAUGAGACUUAUGUUGAUAUUGAACCGACAACGGGUCUCGUAUUAAGGGCAUCAAGGAAAUUGCAAAUGAACUUCAUUUUGGACAAGUUUGCCGAAUUCGAGCAAACCAAAAAUGCACCUCUUAGUGUGGUUCCUUUGAUUUGGGUUACAGAAGAAGCAGAAAUUGACGAGGAAGUAGCCACUCUUUUCACAGCAAAAGUAAGGACGCCAGUAACGAUAGCAAAAUCUGUUCUUACAGCUUGUAUUGUUCUUGGAAUACUUUGGAUUAUUACUGCAGCCGUAGUGACAGUGUACAUUCUAAUGAAACAACAAAAGACUGCAAAAGCAGUAAUAAAAAGCAAAUACAAGGCUGUUCCUCAAACUACACGAGAUGAUAUAAAGACUGAAAAGCUUGCUCCUGUACGUGCCUAGUCAAGAGCAAUAUGCAAAUGAAAACAACCAAAUUAUCAUUACCAUUUGUUUAUGAAGCAACAGAGUCAUUGAACAAGUGAUAUACUCUGAAGUGCCUUUAGUCACCUUCGUUCCUCGUUCAUUAUAAUAAGACGAUCGAUCCAUGGUUUUUUUUUCCUUCAAUUUUCGUGUUUGUUUUAUGUAUCAUGACAGCAUUGGCUUUUACGAGCACAGUGUAAUGCUUAUUUUGUAAAGUGUAAAGCAUUUGACAUAGUUUUAUGAAAAGAAAACUCAAAUGAAAGCGUACUUCCAUGAUCAUCCAUAACUAACAUUCAUCGAAUUGAGAAGUACGUUUUAACUUUGACUCUUCAUCAAGGCUCUGGGAGCUUUGAGUUUUUGCUUGUAAAUGCUUCCACAUUUUAUUCACGUGUAUCACGCCAAUUUCAUGUCUUUUCUCUCUUUU
Messenger RNA from Uloborus diversus, 2075 nucleotides. RefSeq names its product lysosome membrane protein 2-like. Lineage: Eukaryota; Metazoa; Arthropoda; Arachnida; Araneae; Uloboridae. Bases 74 to 1633 code for a protein of 519 amino acids. Gene Ontology annotation, molecular function: scavenger receptor activity. The transcript has 14 exons. The record is from RefSeq and is a predicted model, not a curated record. Gene Ontology annotation, cellular component: cytoplasm; membrane.